AUGGAGCGGCGGCAACUUCUCGUGCUGACAAAGAACCCUGAGUGCACGGUGAAGGAUGACUAUGAACAGGUUUCAGCACCGCGCUUCUCCGGAAAGCUCCGUGGCUACGCUGUGACCAUCCCCUGCAGCACAGAUUUUCGGGGGCGCUUCCUCUCCCAUGUGGUGUCUGGCCCAGCAGCAGCCUCUGCAAGAAGCCCAGUGCGGGUGGCCCGCAGCCCACUGCACCCUGACCGUGAGACCCCGCCCCCCACCAGGGCAGGACGCCACUCCCUCUACUUCAAUGUCACUGUUUUUGGGAAGGAGCUCCACUUGCACCUGUGGCCCAAUCAGCGGCUGGUGGCGCCUGGAGCAUCAGUCCAGUGGCAGGAGGACUUUCAGGAGCUGUUCCGGCAGCCUCUGUGGCCCGAGUGCGUCUAUACCGGAGGAGUCACAGGCAUGCCGGGGGCAGCUGUUGCCAUCAGCAAUUGCGAUGGAUUGGCCGGCCUGAUCCGCACGGACACCUCCGACUACUUCAUUGAGCCUCUGGAGCGGGGGCAGCAGGCGGAGGAGGCCAGCGGGAGGACGCAUGUGGUGUACCGCCGGGAGGCUGGCCAGCAGGAGUGGGCAGAGCCGCACGGUGACCUGCACAAUGAAGCCUUUGGCCCCGGCGACCUUCCCAACCUGCUGGGCCUGGUGGGGGACCCGCUGGGCACCGCGGAGCGGAAGCGGCGCCACGCCAAGCCAGGCAGCUACAGCAUGGAGGUGCUGCUGGUGGUGGACGACUCGGUGGUGCGCUUCCACGGCAAGGAGCAUGUGCAGAACUACAUCCUCACCCUCAUGAACAUCGUAGAUGAGAUAUACCAUGAUGACUCUCUGGGGGUCCACAUCAAUAUCGCCCUUGUCCGCUUGAUCAUGGUCGGCUACCGCCAGUCCCUGAGCCUGAUCGAGCGUGGAAACCCCUCGCGCAGCCUGGAGCAGGUCUGCCGCUGGGCACACUCCCAACAGCGCCAGGACCCUGACCACGCCGAGCACCACGACCACGUCGUCUUCCUCACGCGGCAGAACUUUGGGCCCUCAGGGUAUGCGCCCAUUACCGGCAUGUGCCACCCCCUGAGGAGCUGCGCCCUCAACCAUGAAGAUGGCUUCUCCUCUGCCUUCGUGGUGGCCCAUGAGACCGGCCAUGUGCUCGGCAUGGAACAUGAUGGCCAGGGCAACAGCUGUGCAGAGGAGACCAGCCUGGGCAGCGUCAUGGCCCCCCUGGUGCAGGCAGCCUUCCACCGCUUCCACUGGUCCCGCUGCAGCAAGGUGGAGCUCAGCCGAUACCUCCCCUCCUAUGACUGCCUCCUGGACGACCCCUUUGAGCCCACCUGGCCCCGGCCCCCGGAGCUUCCCGGGAUCGACUACUCUAUGGAUGAGCAGUGCCGCUUUGACUUUGGCACCGGGUACCAGACCUGCGAGGCGUUCAGGACCUUUGAACCCUGCAGACAGCUGUGGUGCAGCCACCCUGACAACCCGUAUUUCUGCAAGACCAAGAAGGGGCCUCCGCUGGAUGGGACUGAGUGUGCACCCAGCAAGUGGUGCUUCAAAGGUCACUGCAUCUGGAAGUCUCUGGAGCAGAUGUAUGGCCAGGAUGGAGGCUGGGGCUCCUGGACGAAGUUUGGGGCCUGCUCUCGGUCCUGCGGGGGCGGCGUGCGAUCCCGGAGCCGGAGCUGCGAUAACCCCCCCCCAGCCUAUGGAGGCCGCCCGUGCUCAGGGCCCAUGUUCGAGUACCAGGUCUGCAACAGUGAGGCGUGCCCGGGCCCUUUUGAGGACUUCCGGGCCCAGCAGUGUGCCAAACGCAACUCCUACUAUACCCACCAGAACGCCAAGCACAACUGGGUGCCCUACGAGCCCGAGGACGAUGCCCAGAAGUGUGAGCUGAUCUGCCGGUCGGCAGACACGGGUGACGUAGUGUUCAUGGACCAGGUGGUGCAUGAUGGGACGCGCUGCAGCUACCGAGACCCCUACAGCGUCUGCGCCCGUGGCGAGUGCGUGCCCGUCGGCUGUGACAAGGAAGUUGGGUCCAUGAAGGCAGAUGACAAGUGUGGUGUGUGUGGCGGCGACAACUCCCACUGCAGGACUGUGAAGGGAACACUGGGCAAGGCCUCCAAGCAGCCAGCAGCUCUCAAGCAGGUGCAGAUUCCAGCGGGUGCCAGGCACAUUCAGAUCGAAGAGUUGGAGAAGGUCACCCACCGCAUUGUGGUGAAGAACCAGGUCACAGGGAGCUUCAUCCUCAACCCCAAGGGCAAGGACGCCACCAGCCGGACCUUCCUGGCCAUGGGCCUGGAGUGGGAGUACCUGGUGGAGGACUCACAUGACAGCCUCAAGACCAGCGGCCCCUUGCCUGAAGCCAUCACUGUCCUGGCCUGCGGAGGAGGUUUCCAGUUCACCAAAUAUGGCUGCCGGCGCCGACGGGACCACCACAUGGUGCAGCUGCACCUGUGCGACUACAGGAAGAGGCCCAAGCCCAUCCGCAGACGCUGCAACCAGCACGCGUGUGCCCCGCCCACGUGGGUGACGGAGGAGUGGGGUCCUUGCAGCCGGAGCUGCGGGAAGCUGGGGGUGCAGACUCGGGGUGUGCAGUGCCUGCCACCCCCGUCCAACUACACGCACAAGGCCCUGCCCGCCCAGGCCUGCCCCGGGGAGCGGCCGGAGGCCCGGCGGCCCUGCCUCCGUGUGCCCUGCCCGGCCCAGUGGCGCACUGGGGCCUGGUCCCAGUGCUCUGCCACUUGUGGAGAGGGCAUUCAGCAGAGGCAGGUGGUGUGCCGAACCAAUGCCAACAGUCUGGGUCAAUGCGAGGCGGACAAGCCGGACGCUCUGCAAGUCUGCCGCCUGCCUGCCUGUGAAGGAGCUCUCCAGAACGGCACAUCAAAGGCUGACAACAGGGGACUUGUGACCCCCACGUGGACCCCACAACUAGGGCCCCUUCAUCCUGCUAACCAAAUAUCUACAAGCAGCCCUCUUCAAGGACCCAAGACUCCUCCAGAUGCUGUGGGCCCCCCUGGGGGCCUUUCAGGGUCAGCUGGCCAUCAGCCGGCUGUGAGCACAAGACCUGCAGAACUUCUGGGCACGAGCUCUCCAGUCACCCCGCGCCACCUGGCCUCCCAGAAACAGAUCACUGGAGCAUUCUGGGCAGCGCCCCAGCCACCCUCCAGGGACGGUCUUGGGCCAAGGCACCAAUGCCAGCCUCUGAGGACACAGGGCAGCCCAGGGAAGACCUGAAGCCGUCAGACAUCCACUGGCCCACCCCCUCCCCAGGGACAUGAGCUGUCUGCCCUAUACCAGGGAAGCUCACAGGCCGAGGGCAGCACCCCCUCCCACCCCGGCUGGGCAGGGGCCAGCAUGGGCUUCCUUUUAAAUUAUUUACUUUCUUGUUCUUUGGUGCUAGGGCUAGGGCACUCUUCACCCCAGGGAGGGUGGGGGGAAGCCAAGAUCAGGGAGAGUCUAACCUGAGAUACCUCAGCAAGCAGCCCCCGACUGAAGACAUGAGCCUCUGAGUUACCUCAUGUCCCCUUGUGAUGGCCGGCUAGGGGGUCUGCUUUCUCCAGACCUUGGGGGGACCCUGUGAGUCUCUGCAUCUUAAGCCCCUCUGUCCACAAUGCAGAGUGUGGCCAGGGAAGGUGCAGGGGGUGCUCACGGGGCAGCCUGACAGGAAAGGGGGAUUGUCUCCCUCAGCAGGCUUGCAAGGGCAGGAGGUCAAGUUCAGUUCUGUGGCCAAGGCCAGGGAGCUUUGACUGGAGGGCAGUCUCCACCCUGUCCCUGCAGAAGGUUGCUGCUUUUACUUCUGGUGGCUUCUGGUUACAGGCUGACCUCUGAGCGGGUCCCCCCCCAUGCCCCCAACUCUCUUGAGAACGGUGCUCAGGACCCUUGGAGCCAUGUGUCCAGCAUCCAGGGGGUUCCACACAGGUGCUUGACCCCUGACUCCACCAGAAACAGCGGCUGUCCCCACCGCUCUGGAGCUUGGGGGAGUCCGGCCAGGGUGGUGCUCUGGGGGCGAUCAAACCCAAAGGCUGACCACAGCUGGGUCCUGAGGGUGACAAGAGCCAGCCAAGCAGGAGAGCACUAUCUCCUGUUUUGGGGGGCCUCCUGCUGGGUUACCCCCCAUGUUACCUUCUAUGGAGAGGCAGCACCCCUACACUCUCUGGCUUCCAGGAAGCCACUCAGACUCCCAAGAUACCCCUCAGGAGUUUUCACCCCCAGAAGUUAUGAGGACCAUUUCGACCCCUCAGCAGGUGACAGAGGUGCUUGUCCUUCAUCCUGCUCCAGGGGCCUGCCGCCCUCAGCCAGGGGAGGGGACAUUACACAGAGCUAGCUUAAGGAACUGAAGCAGCGGGGCUCCUUGGAGAAGAGCGACCCCAAAGGGGGCUUUCCAGGCUUGCUUUCGCUAAGUGAUCCCCUUUCUGAGAAGCGGGUGCCCCCCUCAUCCAAGCAGUCCUGCAAGAACCAGCCGGGCUGCCCCCUGUGCAGUGCACUCGGGCCCUUGGAGAACCAAGCGGCUUUCAUUCAGAGCAUGUAUUAACUGAGUUUUCCAGACCCCGCAA
This is a messenger RNA of Echinops telfairi (small Madagascar hedgehog), 4559 nucleotides long. It is a transcript of the gene ADAMTS14, whose product is annotated as ADAM metallopeptidase with thrombospondin type 1 motif 14. Bases 1 to 3240 code for a protein of 1079 amino acids. Gene Ontology annotation, molecular function: metalloendopeptidase activity. Gene Ontology annotation, cellular component: extracellular matrix. Lineage: Eukaryota; Metazoa; Chordata; Mammalia; Afrosoricida; Tenrecidae. The transcript is spliced from 23 exons. Gene Ontology annotation, biological process: extracellular matrix organization; proteolysis. The record is from RefSeq and is a predicted model, not a curated record.